Molecule: messenger RNA, 2591 nt
Organism: Raphanus sativus (radish)
Lineage: Eukaryota; Viridiplantae; Streptophyta; Magnoliopsida; Brassicales; Brassicaceae
Product: disease resistance protein RPS6-like
Exons: 4
Coding region: 145-2196 (683 amino acids)
Biological process (GO): signal transduction; defense response
Molecular function (GO): ADP binding
Source: RefSeq, a predicted model, not a curated record
GUCAGAAAAUGUCGUUGAAAAACUUGUGAAAUUGUAUGUCAAUACACUGCUUCUGCUAUGCAAUAUGGUCAAUUUAUGGAAUUCAUAGAACGACAAUUAUGUUUCUUUGAUAUUUGACCAUCACGUUGUGGUUCUUCUUAAGAUAUGUCGCCUCCUCUCGUUGUGGCUUCUUGUUCCUCCUCCUCUUCCCGCAACUGGUCAUACGAUGUUUUCCCUAGCUUUAGCGGAGAGGAUGUCCGCAAAACAUUCCUCAGCCACUUUCUCAGGGAGCUUGAGCGGAAUUCGAUCGUUGCUUUCAAAGACAACGAGAUGGAGAGAAGCCAGUCAAUCGCCCCGGAGCUCGUACAAGCCAUCAGAGAUUCGAGGAUCGCAGUGGUUGUGUUCUCCAAAAACUACGCAUCUUCAAGCUGGUGUCUAAACGAGUUGCUGGAGAUUCUGCAGUGCAACGAAGAGUUGGGCCAACUGGUGAUACCGAUCUUUUACGGUUUGGACCCUUCUCACCUUAGGAAACAGACAGGAGACUUUGGAGAGGCAUUUAAAAAGACUUGCCAAAACCAAACACAUGAAGUUGAAGAUCAGUGGAAGCAAGCUUUGACCAAUGUUGCAAAUAUCCUCGGAUAUCAUUCUAAAAACUGUGAUAGUGAAGCUGCAAUGAUUGAAGAAAUCUCCAAUGAUAUUUUAGGUAAACUUGAUGUAACUCCAUCGUCUAAUGAGUUUGAGGACUUUGUCGGCAUGAAAGAUCAUAUGGCAGAGGUGAUACUAUUGAUGAAUUUGGAAUCCAAGGAAGUGAAGAUGGUUGGGAUAUGGGGUACUUCGGGAAUUGGCAAGACUACUAUUGCAAGAGCUUUAUUUUGUAAUAUCUCUAAUCAGUUCCAGAAAAGUGUUUUCAUAGACAGGGCCUUCAUAUCGAAGAGUAUGGAAGUUUAUGGCCGAGCCAAUCCAGUUGACUAUAACAUGAAGCUGCGCUUGCGGAUGAACUUCCUGUCUGAAAUCUUGGAAAGAAAGAACAUGAAGAUUGGUGCAAUGGAAGAAAGGCUAAAGCACCAGAAAGUUCUCAUCGUUAUUGAUGAUUUGGAUGAUCAAUACGUGUUGGAUGCUUUAGCGGGUCAAACCAAAUGGUUUGGAAGUGGUAGUAGAAUUAUUGUGGUUACAACAGACAAGCAACUUUUAAAAGCCAGCGGUAUUGAUUCUAUAUACGAGGUUGGUCUCCCAUCCGAUGAACAAGCUCUAGAGAUGUUCUGUCGAUCUGCUUUCAGGCAAGACUCUCCACCUGAAGGUUUGAUGGAGUUUGCUUCUGAAGUUGUGGAGCGUGCUGGUAGUCUUCCUUUGGGUCUCGACGUUUUGGGUUCGUCUUUGCGGGGGUUGAACAAGGAGGAUUGUUUGAAUAUGCUGCCUAGGCUUAGGAGAAGUCUAGAUGGUAAAAUAGAGGAGACACUAAGAGUCGGUUAUGAUGGGUUACUUAGAGAAGAUAAGGCGAUAUUUCGUCAUAUUGCAUGUCUUUUCAAUCAUGUUGACGUCAAAGACAUCAAGCUGUUUCUUGCUGAUAGUGAGUUGGAUGUUGAUAUAGGGCUGAAAAACCUAAUUAACAAGUCCCUCAUUCAGGUGAGGUGGGGUAAAGUGGAGAUGCACCAUUUGCUACAAGAAAUGGGUAGAAACAUGGUUCGGUUACAGUCCAUUAGAAAACCUCAAAAGCGGGAAUUUCUAGUGGAUUCAAAAGAUAUAUGUGAUGUACUCAGUGAAAGCAUUGGUACUCCAAAGCUUUUAGGGAUAGCACUGAAUAUUGAUGAGACUGAUGAGUUGCAAAUACAUGAGAGUGCCUUCAAAGGGAUGCGUAAUCUCCGUUUUCUAGAAGUUUACUCGAAUAAAGUUAGGUUUGGAAAUGGAGACAACAAACCGAAGCUACCCAAAAGUUUCGACUGUUUGCCUCCUAAGCUCAAACUACUGUGUUGGUCUGGGUAUCCAAUGCGAUGUAUGCCUUCUACAUUUUGUACAGAGAGACUCGUCAAGCUCAAAAUGCGGAAUAGCAAACUAGAGAAGCUGUGGGAAGGAGUUAUGUCUCUUACAUGUCUCACUGAGAUGGAUUUGUGUGGAUCACAUGACCUGAAAGAGAUCCCAGAUCUUACGACGGCCACCAAUCUUGAAACACUUAAUCUUCAAUCUUGUAGGAAUUUGGUAGAGCUUCCUUCCUCAAUAUGAAAUCUCAAUAAACUGAUAAAAUUGGACAUGCAGUUCUGUAAAAAGCUGGAGACUCUCCCAAGUGGCAUUAAUCUCAAAUCUCUCAACCACCUCAAUCUCAGUUUUUGCUCACAGUUGAAGACUUUUCCGGAAAUCUCCACCAACAUCUCAUUUCUCUUUCUGGAAGAAACAAGAGUUGGAGAGUUCCCCACAAAUUUGCGUCUUGAGAAUCUUGUUAAGCUUCACAUGUCUAAAGUAACGAUAAAGAAACAAUGGAAAGGUGUACAGGUAUGUAGAUUUCUAAGGGGGUGUUAUUGGUUUAUGUAUUUUAAUGGAUUUCAAAAUCUAAACCAAAUUCAGUGUUAUUGGUUCUAUGAUUUUAAAAUUCAAAUUCAAAUACACUGUUAUUGGUUCUA